This is a messenger RNA of Cyprinus carpio (common carp), 3465 nucleotides long. Its product is annotated as neuropeptide Y receptor type 1-like. The transcript has 2 exons. Gene Ontology annotation, cellular component: neuron projection; plasma membrane. Lineage: Eukaryota; Metazoa; Chordata; Actinopteri; Cypriniformes; Cyprinidae. The coding region runs from base 580 to 1713 and encodes 377 amino acids. The record is from RefSeq and is a predicted model, not a curated record. Gene Ontology annotation, biological process: G protein-coupled receptor signaling pathway. Gene Ontology annotation, molecular function: neuropeptide binding; neuropeptide Y receptor activity.
CAAAAUUGUUCUGGUGCAUACCUGAAUCCCCUUGGCUUGUAACUACAUAUUUCAUGACACCUGCUUUUGGCAACUGACUAAUUUGAGGACAUCGACGUAAAAUCUUCCAACCUUUUUUUUUUAUGUAAAUAGGCUUUAUGUUACAUCUCAACUAUUGUUAAUCCGAAGCAAAGAGCUUUAGCAGAUCUUCCGCAUCUUAAAUGUACAGAACAUCGUUUCUAUGAGCAUGCAUUUGCGUUUGUUAGUGUGUUUUUAAGAAAAUAUGUGUUAGAGGGACCCGAACGCGUUUGAUAACCUGUAUUCCAAAGCUCCCGAUGUAGUACAUCGUUCAUAUCACACGUGGGCAGUAAACACAGUGGAAUACAUUGGGGUUGAUGCAGUGUGAAGCCCAGCCAAUAGUUACUACAGAGACGGCACAUUGCAAGGAUGUGGGCUCAGAAGAAGCCCAGGAUGAGAGAGAGAGAACAUCUGGAGUUGGCUGAAUCUGAGUGUUUAAUUCUGACUGCCUGACAGCAAUCUGCUGUAGAAGACACAGACUCCCAAGAUGCUUUGCUGUUUGGCGCUAUCCUGAGGUGGCCAAUGUCGUCGGGUCUCUUUGACAUGCAGUGGUGGCAGGCGCUCUUAAACUCCACCCUCAGUCUCAAUCAAAGCAACAGUAGUUUGUUCCUGCUUGAUGUCCCCUGCUGGCAAUCAAGCGCCAUGACGCUUACAUUAGUGCUAUGCUACUGCCUGGUGCUUAUUUUGGGCUUGCUUGGUAACAUCCUCCUCAUUUGCAUUAUUAUGCACCAGCGGGACCCUCCUAACGUCACAAGCAUCCUCAUUGCCAACCUUUCGGUUUCUGAUAUCCUGGUGAGUGUGUUCUGCCUUCCCUUCACAGUGGUUUACACACUUAUGGACCACUGGAUCUUCGGUGCGCUGCUAUGUCGCCUAAUGCCAUUCGUGCAGUGUGUGUCGGUGACCGUUUCAGUUCUGUCUAUGGUUUUGAUCGCACUUGAAAGGCACCAGCUCAUCCUGCAUCCAUCUGGCUGGAAGCCGAGCGUCCCUCAGGCAUACAUAGCCGUCUUGAUUGUGUGGCUGCUGGCCUGCGUGACAUCAUUACCUUUCCUGGCAUUUCACUUGCUCAGCAGUGAGCCAUACAGCCUGCUUCCUGAGCCACUCAGCAAGCUGCAGGCUUGUCUGGAAGUCUGGCCCUCUCAGCAACACAAACUAGCCUACACCACCAGCCUGUUACUAUUCCAGUACUGCUGCCCACUGCUCCUCAUGCUACUUUGUUAUCUUCGCAUCUUCCUGCGGCUGCGACGCAGACAGCGCAUGCUGGAGCACCAGUGCAGCCGCAACCGAGAGGACGAACAUCGGCGUAUGAUGCACAGCAAACGCAUAAAUGUCAUGCUUGUCACUUUGGUGGCUGUGUUUGCUGUGUGCUGGCUGCCAUUAAAUGCCUUUAAUGUGGUGGCAGACUGGCACCAGGAGGCGCUGCCCGUGUGUUACCACAAUCUGCUGUUUUCACUCUGCCAUCUGCUGGCCAUGAGCUCUACCUGCGUCAACCCCAUCAUCUAUGGUUUCCUCAACAGCAACUUCCGCAAGGAUGUGGCCUCCGUGGUGCUACACUGCCAUUUUCAGUCACUCGAGGACAGCUACGAACACUUUCCGAUGUCCACAAUUAACACUGAUGUGUCAAGGACAUCUUUUAGACUCAGAAACAAUUCUGUGUAAUUAGGCUAAACGCUUAAUGUUAAUUAAUCUUAACAUCAAAACCAGUGUUUAGCUUAGAUCAGCGGUCACCAAACUUGGACCUCAUCCACACGAAGCCAAAGCUUUCCCUAUCCAAUCUUUUUUUUCCUCGUUCUUCCGCAAACAGCAUCGUCUCAAGAAUAUCUGCAUACACACAAAACCACUGAAACUGACACAAAACAAUGUAGUAUACAUGCCAGACCAGUAUGUGGCCAGUUGCCAACUUGACAAAUCUAGUGACUUUUUGGACAAACCUUAACUAGUCUCUAAAUGUCACCAGUAUUGUCCUGUGCGAGCACAAGGUCUUGUUUCCCCGCUGCAGUGUUCGUCUAGCGCUAUCACAAAAUAUACGGAUUGUCUGUACACACGAAAACGCAAGGAUGUCGUUUUCAGAUUUAUGCACUCUGGGACCCAGUUUCAAAAAAUUGCAGUUUCAGGCUCCCAAAAACGGCAGAUCCGUCUGGACGAAAUGCUGAUACGAUGCAAAAUUUUUACGUAUACAGCUAAAUGUGUCUCCGUGUGGACAGGCCCUUGGUGCUGGAGGUCCGUUGUCCUGCAAACUUCACUCCAACUUGCUUCAACACACCUGCCUGGAAGUUAAGACUUUGAUUAGCUGGUUCAGGGGUGUUUAAUUAGGGUUGGAGCUAAACUCUGCAGGACAUCGGCCCUCCAGGACCAAGUUUGGUGACCCUGGCUUAGAUCAACAUCAAUCGUUCCACUCCAGUGCCAAAACUUUCACACAGAUGCCAGCUUUUAUCUCUUUUAACCCAUAUGUAAAAAAAUACUUUUUUUCUGGCCAAAAUAUAUUUAAAAUAUAUGGUAUACAUACAUGUUGUAAACAUCAAAUUGAAAAUAUAAUUUGUCUAAACCUUCGAAUGACAAAAUAUAUUACAAAAUGUUCUUUAAAGGGCAAGAAAAUACAUCUGCAAUCUUAAAAAUAUAUUUUGGACAAUUUAAUUAGAUUGUCAAUAGACUUAUAUACAUUUAUGAGGACAUAUUAUAAGUAACAAAGUAAACAUAUUUAUGUGAACAGCUUCUACUUAGUAUGGAUUCUGAUUGGUCCAGGCAGGAGGAUGUGACUAUAACCCAUUUGAUUUCUCAGGACUGAAUCCUUCUAAUCCCUGUGUCAUAAUAUCAAAGUAUUUAAUGCACACUGAUUAUGUCUCUUUGUACAGUUUUAGAUUGCAAAAGCAUUUUACUUUGCUAAAUCUCAUGGAAUAUAUAUGGACAAGGAAGCAGAAGGUGAUUUCUCAGCUAUGUACUUUUUUCCACUCAAAUACAAUGAAAGCUAUAAGGAAUAAAUUAGUUGAGGGCAACGCUUGCAUUUGAAACAUUAUCUCUUCUUCCUUGAGGCACAGAGUUAAGUUUAGAGGUACUGGCAGUGCACAAAUGCCUGGAAAUUGCAGUUAGCUAAGCCGUAAUGCUAACCCUAAUGCCAAGCAUAAUGCAAGCUAAAACCCACAAUAAAUCUGAAUAUACCUAUCAGCUCAUAUUGUCAAGCUGCAGCCUAAAAAGGGGAAAACUGACAACAUCCACUGGGCAAACAAAACUGGGCUGGAGUUUUUUUUUUUUUUUUUUUUUCUUUCUGCUGUGGCUUCUUUUUGUGACUCAUCCUUCCAAACAAACACACACACAUAAAAUUUGCUCAAAGCAUUUUUGUAAGAUACACUGUCUGAAAUGUACUAUCAAAUAUGUAGUUAACUAAUCUGUUAAGAUUGUUAAUCUGAUUUCAGG